This is a messenger RNA of Rattus norvegicus (Norway rat), 6709 nucleotides long. RefSeq names its product transmembrane protein 161B (gene Tmem161b). Gene Ontology annotation, cellular component: membrane. NCBI's taxonomy places the organism in Eukaryota, Metazoa, Chordata, Mammalia, Rodentia, Muridae. The record is from RefSeq and is a predicted model, not a curated record. Gene Ontology annotation, biological process: regulation of cardiac muscle cell action potential; regulation of heart rate.
UGUAUUUUACUGAGGAUUAAAUCUAGGUAGAGUGUUUGAAGAAGACAUUUCUACAGCUAGGAAAAUAAUUUAGUGUCCCAGCUGCAGUCGUCAAGUGAACCUGAGUUAAGUAAUUGGCUUCAUCACUGGUCUGUGGAAUGUAUUCUUAAAUAACAGUUGAUGUGGAGCUGGGGUUAGACCAUUGUAGACUGUGCAACCUGGGAUAUAUAAGAAAAAAAUGAUGAAUAUUUUCAUCCCUUUUGUUUCAUCUUUUAAGAACUCUUAGUUCUACAUUAGAUUGUUUUCUUGAUGUUCAGUUACUUUUCUUUAACGUUCUACAUAGGAAGGCUCUGUCAAAUGUACAAUUGGUAAAUCUUUUUUCUUAUUCUAUAGGCUGCCACUUUGAUGGUGUCCUUUGAUACACAGAAACUUUUUAGUUUUAUGAGGCCCUCUGGUGUUUUCCUGUUAAUAGUUUGAUAGCUUUCUUUGGUUGUUUGUGUUUUUUGGCUUUGGUUUGUUUGUUUGUUUGUUUUUUUGUUUUCUUAGAGUUUUUGUUUAGGUUGAAAGGAAGAGAGAAAGAAGAAGAAGAUGAGUGUGAGGGAAUAUGGGGAGGAUCUGAGAUGACUUGAAGGAGGGGAAAUGAAAAAGUUUCAAAUGACAUCCAGAUCCCAAUAUGGGAAGAUAGCUCUGGUAAUAAAAUGUUGGCUGUCUUAGAACCUAUGCUUAAAACCAAUUUCUCGAAACACACACACACACACACACACACACACACACACACACACACACACACACAAGCAAACUUGUUAUUGUUUGCUGGCCACCCAGCUUAAUGUAAUAGCAAGUUCCAGGUGAGGGGAGAGGUCAGAGGGAGGGCUACAUCUUUAAACGCUUGGUGGGCAGCUCCUGAGGAUGGGCACUUGUCUUUGGCUCCCUCUACCCCAGAUCCUAUGAAAAUGUACACUAUACAACUUGUACAAAAUUUGUCAUUCCACUCAAUUUCUACAAUCAAUGAGGGGAAGCAACAUGGAAAUAAAGAUUUAUAGGAAUGCUACUGAAUUAUUGAAGGAGUGCACUACAUUUUUAUUUUUGUGACUUUUAUGUAUCACAGAUUGGCCUUGGACUCCUGAUUUUCCUGUCUGUACCCUCCAACUGCUGAGAUUAUGGUCAUAUGUCUGCUUUAACUUCUGAAGACCCUUUCUCCCAAAUUAGGAAGAAGCUUUAUUGAUGGACAGUUUUUUCCUAACAAUUGUUUCAAACAUUUCCUUACUAUAGAACAGUCUUGGAAAUGAAUGCUGAGGGUAAUGAAUACAUUCUGAAUUAUCUUUUCUGUGAGUGUAGGGACUUUUUUUCAGGUCAAAGCAAUUACACUGAACAUAAUUUUGCAUUCUUUACUUUGGAUGCUAUAACAAAAGUACCAUAAACUGGGUGAUUUAAACCACAAAAUCAGUUCUCAGAUUUAUCAAUGGUGGAAGUGAAAAGGGCCCUCUUUGUGGUUGGCAAAUGAGUUCUGAUUAAGUUCUCACAUGGUGCAAAAUAAACAAUGGAGAAGCAAGCUCCUUUGUUUCUGACAAGGACAUUUAGCAUAUCAUGAAGGUUCUAUACUCUGGUCCUCCUUCUAAAUUAAAAGACAACUAUUUUCCACUAUAGAGUCUAGUGGUGUUUCAGAAUAAUUACAAAAUGUUCCAUUAACAAUAUAUGGCAGAAUAUGACGGAUACAUUAUUGCUACUGGUACAUGAUUGCUCCUACUAUGGCCUAUAAAGAACUUUAAGCACAAUUUAACUAAGGAAACAAAACUCAACAAAAACAAGACCCAGCUUUCCAUAUAGCUACAGACUAAUUAUAAAACAAUAUAAAUCACAGAAUAAAACAUACAAUAUUUAGUAAAUGAAAGAGAAAAGGGUUUGAAUUUUUUAGAAGUAAAACUAAUCAACACAUUUUGUUAAAGACAGGAUUUAGACUAUUAAAGUGAUAGAUAUUAAUAAUUGGAAGAGUUUUGGGUCAGAGUGCGCAUAGAAAUAACUUUCUGUUGAUAUUUAAACAUAUCUGAGAUCAGUUCUCAGAGAGAACAUUUUAAGAUAUCACAAACCCCAAAUGGUAAGCAACCAAGACUUUUGUCAAAGACAAAACUAAUACUAAUUUGCCAAAAUAAUAACUAAUUUGCCAAAAAUACCUUAUAAUCUUUACCAUCACAUCUCCUCUCUCUCUCCCUUUCUCAAUUCUUUCUUUGAAUCUUCAUCAAAGACUUCUAUCCAUUUAAGAAGUAGAAGGGGGUAAAUAAAAAAAAAACAGGUAAUCAAUAGAAUAUAUUGGGUUUUUUUUUGUUUUUUUUUUUGUUUGUUUGUUUUUUUCCGGAGCUGGGGACCGAACCCAGGGCCUUGCGCUUCCUAGGCAAGCGCUCUACCACUGAGCUAAAUCCCCAACCCGAAUAUAUUGUUUUUUAAGAUGAAAAGAUUUGAAAUAGCUGUAUAUGUAAACAUAUUCACAUACAAAUCAUUAACAAUACUACUUGUGUAAUGGAUUUUGAAAAUAGUUUUAUCAAAGAUAAUCAUGUGAAAUUAAAGGAUUUUAACCAAGGAUUGCUAAUUAAUGUGCCACGUACAAAAUAAAAAAUAUAGAAUGACAGUGUAUUAAAAGUGAUAAGAUAGCAAAAACUGAGUUCUUUUCUUGUUUUUUUCCUCUAGCAGGAAUGGAUUCUAUCCUGCUAAUCACUCCAAACUUACUAUCAUAUGGGAGACAUUUUCUGAUCAUCAAUGAGGCUGCCAGUUUUAGGACAGAUGGAAGACCCACUGUGUCACAAAAGAAAGAUAAGACUUCACAGAAUGUGAUGUCACUGACAGGCUGAUAGCCGCUCUUCUUCUCCACCUUUUCUUCUUCAAGAAUAGCAAUUGCUUCUCCCAGAUACAGCAGCAAUAAACCCCAGUCCCCCUUUACCACACUGCAGUUGCCCUGGGGCCUUGUCUCUACAAAGCAGAACCCUUGGGGGAAGUUCAGGGUUGAUCAGCAACAAACUGUCUCACAAGCUAUUCCUCAAGGCUGUUGGACUUGGAGGAGCUUCUCCCAUUUCUCAUAAUUUCCUAUCACCUAUCAUCCUAUCCCACCAUUAAAAAUCAGCAUAAGGUAUAAAAUUUGUAUUCUUUUCAAAUAGCCCAAUUUAACUUCUUUAGGUGGCUCAGAAUUGAUUCCCAGGGUCCUUGUGCCAUUUGGAUGUUGAACAUCAUUACUUUCAGGUAUUCUGUCAGGAUUCUAAAACUCCGUAUUCAUAGUCAUUUCAGUUUUGCAUCAUUGACUGCUAAAGAUUAAUUCCCUCCCCAGUUCUGACUUCACGACCAAAUCACAUUAUAAUAAAAGGUAUCUCAUGGAGAAGGGUAAGAAAAGCAAGUUUCUGUAAGGAUUGUUAAGCUGUGUGAUUUCUGGGAAGAGAUGCUCUGUGAACUUAUUUCAAACUUAACUCUCGGCUGACUCUCAUCACAAUAAAAAGGUAAGUUCACCGGUAUAGAUUUGGAAGGAGGAGGUGUCACAAAACGUGUGUGUGUGUGUGUGUGUGUGUGUGUAUGAAGUGUUAUAGUACCCUUUUUGUUCACAUUGGUAUUAAGUAGGUAAAAAGUGUCCAUACUGAAUUUUCUUCUUAGUUCCUCUGCUCUUGGUAGAUAUCGUCUGGCUUCAGCUGGCAUCUGUGAAGAGCGAAUAACUUCUAAAGGUCACAUUCCAUUGACCUAAGAGAGGAAGGUGCUUGGACAGCAUGAGUUUUUACUGAGAUUCCAAGGUACUGCAUAAGGAAAGCAGCCAGAAAGGAGGCUGCCUGAGCUAGACAAUUUCUGAGUGAUCUUAGUAUGAAUACAACCUAGAAUGUUCUUUACCCUCACUAAACCGAUAGAGUACCAGGUCUACACCCACUCAGCUGAUCCUGCUCCUACACAGACCGGUGAAAGGGUCCAGAGAAAGAUACCACACCUACCUAGGAAUCCUGCAGGCACAGCGUCCCGCCCGGCCCCGCCCCUCCCACCUACCUGCACGCCUGCGCCCCUGCGCUCUCAAGGUCAGCCCCGCCUCCCGCCCUAGCCUCACACCCACGGAAGUAGCUUUAAAGGACGCCUUGCGUCUCCUCCUCUCUGCGUGGCGUGGGGUCGCUGGCGGUCAGGAGAGGGAGGAACUUCCUGUCCCGUGCGGGCAGGACUUCCGGCCGAGGCGGAAGACCUUUUCCCUCGCGUUUUCUGGAGAUCCGUUUUGCAGAACCUGGAGGGGCGAGUCGGGACCGUACUGUGGACUCUAGAGUGUCUAUAGGCGUUAUGGGUGUGAUAGGUAUACAGCUGGUUGUUACCAUGGUGAUGGCCAGUGUCAUGCAGAAGAUUAUACCUCACUAUUCUCUUGCUCGAUGGCUACUCUGUAAUGGCAGCUUGAGAUGGUAUCAACACCCUUCCGAAGAAGAAUUAAGAAUCCUUGCAGGGAAGCAGCAGAAAGGAAAAAGUAAAAAAGACAGAAAAUACAAUGGCCAUAUUGAAAAUAAGCCACUAACCAUUCCAAAAGAUAUUGACCUUCAUCUAGAAACCAAGUCCGUUACAGAAGUGGAUACUUUAGCACUGCAUUACUUUCCAGAAUACCAGUGGCUGGUGGACUUCACGGUGGCUGCUACUGUUGUGUAUUUAGUAACUGAAGUCUAUUACAGCUUUAUGAAGCCCACACAGGAAAUGAAUAUCAGCUUAGUCUGGUGCCUCCUGGUUUUGUCUUUUGCAAUCAAAGUUCUAUUUUCAUUAACUACACACUAUUUUAAAGUAGAAGAUGGAGGUGAGAGGUCAGUUUGUGUCACCUUUGGAUUUUUUUUCUUCGUUAAAGCAAUGGCAGUUUUGAUCGUAACAGAGAACUACCUGGAGUUUGGACUUGAAACAGGGUUUACAAAUUUUUCAGACACUGCGAUGCAGUUUCUUGAAAAGCAAGGUUUAGAAUCUCAGGGUCCUGUUUCAAAACUUACUUUCAAAUUUUUCCUGGCUGUUUUCUGUUCACUCAUUGGGGCUUUUUUGACAUUUCCUGGAUUACGGCUGGCUCAAAUGCAUCUGGAUGCCCUGAAUUUGGCAACAGAAAAAAUUACACAAACAUUACUUCAUAUCAACUUCUUGGCACCUUUAUUUAUGGUUCUGCUCUGGGUGAAACCAAUCACCAAAGACUACAUCAUGAACCCACCAUUGGGUAAAGAGAGUGUCCCUUUAAUGACAGAAGCCACAUUCGAUACUCUUCGACUCUGGUUAAUAGUUCUGCUAUGUGUUUUGCGGUUGGCCAUGAUGCGAAGUCACUUGCAAGCGUAUUUAAACUUGGCCCAGAAAUGUGUGGAUCAAAUGAAGAAAGAAGCAGGCCGAAUAAGUACAGUGGAGCUACAGAAAAUGGCAACGCGAGUCUUUUAUUACCUGUGUGUCAUUGCCCUGCAAUAUGUGGCACCUCUGGUGAUGCUGCUUCACAUGACUCUGCUUCUGAAAACACUAGGUAAUCAUUCCUGGGGGAUUUAUCCAGAAGCUGUUUCUCCCUUGCCAGUGGAUAAUAAUCUCCCAUCCAACUUGGUUUACCCUGAACUACCAUCACCUGAUGGGAAGAUGAAGGUAACUGUUAUGCAAAUCACAGUGGCGUUGAGCAGCUUAAAAAACAUCUUCACGCCUCUCCUUUUUCGAGGACUUCUGUCAUUUUUGACAUGGUGGAUUGCUGCUUGCCUCUUUUCUACAAGCCUUUUUGGGCUUUUCUAUCAUCAGUAUCUGACAGUGGCAUGAAUUUCAGUCAAAAAUGGAUAUCCAAGUCACACUUUAAAUUCAAAUAUCUGUGCCCUUGAAGGUUGACAAAAGAAGAAUGCAAAUACAACGGAGAAAAACGUAUCGGAGUGUCUUGUUUUGAAUGCUUCCUCUGUGCUCUCAGGGUGAAUUCAUGUUGUAAUAUUUAAAAAUCACAAGAUAGGUUGUUACACUGUUACACUGUGGCAUUGGAAUUGUAACUCAUCGGGAUAACCAAUGUGAGAGGGCUAUCUGCAGAGGCAAUCCUGCGGAUUACCUUGGUUUACAGUUGCAAACCUACAACAGUCUUUUAGGCUUCUCCUAGGACUCCAGUAACUGACUGCUUUCCGUGGUGUUGUGGUACUGUUAUUACUCGUAUUUGCUGCCUGUAGAACAAUCUUCAAACUGAGCCAUGCUCGAGGGAAGGGAAAGGAACUACAAUUACUUCUGUUGGUAAUGUAUUAGUCUUCAAAAAAAAUCCAACAGAAAGGAAGAGAAAGCUACUGUAUAUUACAGUAAGAAAAGUUGCAUAGUCAUUUUAAAUUGAAUGGAGAUAUAAAUCGCCUAAUGUCUACAAGCACUGUUACUUGAGAGUAGCAGGAAUAUUGUUUUAAAGUGUGUGCCACCCAGCUUGAAAGUUCUUUUGAAAUGAUUGGCCAAACGAACAUUAGCAGUCUCACUGUUAGUUUUGGGCCUCCUGUAUUUUACUUUUUCUUUGAUUCUAAAUAGUUAUGUUUAAUCUAAAAAUAUUUAUCAAUACUGAUCAAAUUUGAGAAUUACUUUGUAAUCCUGCUAAGUGUAUGUAUUGUAUAUAUAUUAUAUAUUAAAUAUAUAAUAUAUUGAGGUUAUAAAAGAUGAAAAUAUUGAAUCCUUAUAAUAUUUUAAGUUACAGAAUGUCCGUUAAACAAUGAUUGAAUGAGAUGUAUUUGUAUCUAGAAAUUUCUGUUUGGAAUGAGAUUAAAAUACAUUUUUAAAAGCUCAA